GAUCAUCCCCCAUGGUGGCGGCGGCGGAGGGGUGCGCGUAUUCUUAGAAGGGGAGUAACGGCGGCGGCGGCGGCGGAAGAGGAAGAAGCGCGUCGGCGGCAGCGGCGGUGGCGGUAGAGUGAGACGGGCAACAGGCAUGCCGUCCGUUCAGUCUGAUACCCACCGUCAUCCGGCGAGCAUUUCGCGUGCGCGCGUUCGCCGAUUGUCGAUAUAUUAUUCGUUAUAAUCGUUGAUUCGAAUGGUUUAUUAUUUACGUGUUUUCGCGACGGUAUAACAUUGUUGUUGUUUGUAUUCGCGUCCGUUUACGGCCGUCGGGUUUGUUUAUUUUUUUUUUUAACCGGCUCAUCCACUGUACAUCAUGUUUUCGCCUACUCCGUCGCCGAUUUCUCGGACCGUAACCUACAGAAAGAUAACAAAACCGUUAUUGGAACGAAAACGACGUGCUCGCAUCAAUCGGUGCUUGGACGAAUUGAAGGAUCUAAUGUUUUCUGCUUUAGAGGCUGAAGGUGAAAAUGUUGAUAAACUCGAAAAGGCAGAUAUUUUGGAAUUUACUGUCAAACAUCUGCAAAAAAUUACUAGAAGAGAUCCCGUAGAAGAAGCUUAUAAAUUUCAAGAAGGAUUCAGCCACUGUGCCAGCGAAGCGUGCAGUUUCCUGUUGUCGCUGCCCGGCCUGGACUCGGUGGUCGGCCGACGGUUGGUCGAGUACCUGGCCAAAUCGGUGUCGCGCGCGCUCGAAUCUCAACUGCCGGCCGCCGCAGCAGCCGCCACCGCAGCCGCAGCCGCGGCGAUGGCCGCCACUGACAAGCGGCCGGUCGCCAUCACCGCGAGCGACGACCGGACGCCGCCGCAGCAGCCCGACAACGCGCCGCCGACGCCGCCACCGUCGGCCGCGACCUCGACGGUGUUCGCGCCUCCGUGCCAGACGGCCGGCCACACCGCCACGGCUGCAGACACCGCGGCCGCCGGCACCGCCGUCCACUUCGCGGCCAUCGCCGCCGCCUCGCCGACGCUGAAACCCGUGGCCCUGAACGCGUCCAACCGGGGCCCGCCGCAGCACAUGGUCGUCAGGCCAAAACCCACUAGGCCCGCGUUCGGCCGGUCGCCGCCGAUUCUGCAGCAAGACGCCGCGGCCGCAGCAGCCGCCGCGGUCGCUGCACUACGCGACCCCAUGUGGCGGCCGUGGUGAUAUCGACGCACCGGCGCCGCCAACGAUUCAGUGGCGACGACUGCCUAUAUACAUAAAGUGCAGAAGCUAAUGCAAAUCGUCAGCCGUUGUUUAUACCUAUAUUUAACGUUAUAUGAUAUUAUAAUUUAUACUGUUCUGUAAACAUCGUGUAAAUGUGUGUGUUUGGGGGGGGGGGGAGAGGGGAAUACACCGCGUACGUGCACUCGAACAUUUAUAUGUUUUUUUUUUUUUUUGGAUUCGGGUGGGAAGCGGGUGACUUGGGAUCUCACGAGUUACCCCCCCCCCCCUCAAAUAUCCAAUAACCACCUACGUGUUAGAGCCGCAACAGUGCUUACGAGUUUCGUGGUUUUUCGUUUAUUCGUUAUUAUAUAUUGUUUCGUGUCUCUCGACAAUCACAUAUAUUAUAAUUAUAUAAUAUUAUUGUACAAUAAGUCUGUCGCAACAACUGUUUUCGAGUCUACUCGGGGAUAACGUUUCACUAACUUUUUUUGAUUUUUAAGAAUUUUUUUUUUUUUUAUCUGGGGGGUGGGAGAAUUUGUUAAAAGUACGAAGUAUAUAUAUUAUGUCGUUUGAUUUGGCGCGAUAUCAUUCGGUAAUUUAUUAUGUUUUUAGCUUUUGUAAAUAUAGACAUUAUUUAUUAUUUUUAUUAUCACUACUAUUAUUUUAAGUUUUAUUAUUAUAUUAUUAUUAUUAUUAUAAUUAUUUUAUGAGUACCAUUAUACGUUAUUGAAACGUAUAUAUUAUAAUAUUAUGCUUGAUUUUAUUUUAUGUUAUUAAUAUUAUUGUAUUGUGUUCACGAGUGUUUGUAUAAUAUGUACGUGUCGGUUUCGAUCCGGUUGUGUAUAGUAUAAUAUAUCAACAGCCUAUACUCGAUAAUAGAAAA
Rhopalosiphum padi (bird cherry-oat aphid) is the source of this 2069-nucleotide messenger RNA. RefSeq names its product enhancer of split mbeta protein-like. Gene Ontology annotation, cellular component: nucleus. The transcript is spliced from 4 exons. Gene Ontology annotation, molecular function: protein dimerization activity; DNA-binding transcription factor activity, RNA polymerase II-specific; RNA polymerase II cis-regulatory region sequence-specific DNA binding. Bases 359 to 1186 code for a protein of 275 amino acids. The record is from RefSeq and is a predicted model, not a curated record. Gene Ontology annotation, biological process: anterior/posterior pattern specification; regulation of transcription by RNA polymerase II; regulation of neurogenesis. NCBI's taxonomy places the organism in Eukaryota, Metazoa, Arthropoda, Insecta, Hemiptera, Aphididae.